Ziziphus jujuba (common jujube) is the source of this 1541-nucleotide messenger RNA. RefSeq names its product G2/mitotic-specific cyclin S13-7. The transcript has 9 exons. NCBI's taxonomy places the organism in Eukaryota, Viridiplantae, Streptophyta, Magnoliopsida, Rosales, Rhamnaceae. Bases 112 to 1416 code for a protein of 434 amino acids. Gene Ontology annotation, cellular component: cytoplasm; centrosome; nucleus. The record is from RefSeq and is a predicted model, not a curated record. Gene Ontology annotation, biological process: regulation of cyclin-dependent protein serine/threonine kinase activity; mitotic cell cycle phase transition. Gene Ontology annotation, molecular function: cyclin-dependent protein serine/threonine kinase regulator activity.
UGCCUACAUCUAUUUAUAGGCUCCUUGGACACGCUCUUAACUACAGAAAUCCAAACAAACGACCAAAGACAAAGAGAGAAGAAUAAAAAAAGACUGUCACAAGAAAUCGCCAUGGACGCAAGGGUAGUUGUUCCACAGCAAGAUAGAGGAGGAAAGUUGAAGAACGAAGCAGCACAACAAAGGAACCGGCGAGUUCUUGGAGAUAUUGGUAAUGUAGAAGCGGUUCAGGUUGUGGAAGGAAAGCCCCAUGCCCACAUUUCACGACCCAUUACAAGGCGUUAUCAUGCACAACUUUUAGCCAAAGCAAAGGCAGCAUCAGAAAAUAACGAGAAUCUAGUUGCACAAGGUUUUGAAGAUAAGGUAGCUGUAAAUAAGAAAUUUCCUGCAAAAGCUCAGAAGAAAGCCGUUGGUAAGAGGAUUCCCGAGGAUGUGGUUGUGAUAAGUGAUGAUAAUGAAGUAGAAAAUGCUAAAACUACUAAUCCCAGAGAAAGAUCUUCAAGAAGGGAAGUCAAGACUCUUACUUCAAUCCUCACUGCUCGUAGCAAGGCAGCAUCUGAACUCAGCAUUAAGCCAAAAGGUCUGAUUGUGGAUGUUGAUGCAGCGGAUGUUGAUGAUGAACUAGCUGUGGUUGAAUACCUUGAUGACCUCUACAAGUUCUACAAACUGACAGAAGAUGAGAGUCGCGUUCAUGAUUACAUGGGUUCUCAGAAAGACGUAAAUUCUAAGAUGAGAUCUAUACUUAUAGAUUGGUUGAUGGAUGUUCACAAAAGAUUUGAACUAAUGCCAGAAACCAUCUACCUUACCGUGAAUAUAAUUGAUAGAUACCUCUCAAUGAAGAACAUUUCAAGGAAGGAACUUCAGCUAGUUGGCAUUAGUUCGAUGAUCAUAGCAUGCAAGUAUGAGGAAGUCUGGGUUCCACAGGUUAACGACUUCAUUUGCUUAUCAGACUAUGCUUAUACCGGUAAUCAAAUACUUGUAAUGGAGAAAGAAAUUCUGCAGAAGUUGGAGUGGUAUCUAACAGUUCCUACACCCUAUGUCUUUCUGGUUAGAUAUAUCAAAGCUUCUGUUUCCCCAGAUCAGGAGAUGGAGAACUUGGUGUUCUUUCUAGCAGAACUUGGUAUCAUGCAAUACCCUACAGUAAUUUUGUACUCUCCAUCAAUGCUUGCUGCUGCAGCUGUCUAUGCUGCUCGUUGUACCCUCAACAAGAUCCCAUUCUGGAGUGAAACUCUAAAGCACCACACAGGCUACUCUGAAGAACAGUUAAGGGAUUGCUCAAAGCUUUUGGUUCAAUUUCACUUGAAUGCUGCAGGGAGUAAUCUCCAGGCAGUAUAUCGGAAAUUCUCUAGACCUGACCGUGGUGCUGUUGCUUAUUUGACUCCGGCCAAAAAUCUACUGGCUCAAUGUUCAUCUAAUUAGUUAGACCAGGAACCUUAUUUUUUUUUUAUUUUUUUUUUUAUUUUUUUUGUGUAUCCCGAUUCACCGUAUGCAGUUCUAUAUAGUGUUUACUUGACAGAGUUCGGCCAAAAAUCUACUGGCCGGUU